Mixia osmundae IAM 14324 is the source of this 1004-nucleotide messenger RNA. RefSeq lists its product as uncharacterized. The record is from RefSeq and is a predicted model, not a curated record. NCBI's taxonomy places the organism in Eukaryota, Fungi, Basidiomycota, Mixiomycetes, Mixiales, Mixiaceae. The transcript is spliced from 3 exons. Bases 254 to 706 code for a protein of 150 amino acids.
CGAUACUUAUCGGCGCCAAACAUGCGACGUGCGAGUGCCUUUCGCUUCGCCCUUGCAGAGGCACGUUCACCGCAGAGACCCAUUGUUGCCAGAGCAACAGUCUCAGUGUAGCCUCUGAGAGCUUUGGCGACUCAUGCGCGCCACACAAUCAUGUGCACAAGAGAUUGUCUCCACGUCGCGAUGUCCACUCUCCUCUUGCCCCUGAUCGAGUUGUCCAGCAUCAUCCCCCGUGUCUUGCCUCCCUCGCCAAACGAUGAGAACCAAGUUCGUCACAAUGAUUGGGGUGCUUGCUCUCGUGUACUCUGUCGCCGCAGUCGCUGUGCAGAAAGCUCAAUACGCUGUCCAGCCCGUCCAGCUAUGUAGUCUCACUUUCGGUCUCAUCGGCGGCCGCGCGGACUCAUUUUUAUUCCAGCUCGAGCACUUUGGUCCUGAAGACUCGCCAUUCAGCGCCACGACGUUGACCAAGCGAUCGCUCGCCUGUCAGCCGGCAUCGCCGCAGUACACAAGAGGCGGCUCAGAUGCCACCGAGUGCCUGUAUUUUGUGAGCACGCCAGACGGUUCCAUCCAUUCCAAGAUCGACAUCGUCUUCCGCAUUGACGGCAAAUACCUGAAUUAUGAGCUUUUGCCUUCUUUGGCCGACGACAAAGGUCUCGCAUUUUGGAGCCUCAAAUGCGGUAGCCAUCUGAUUGAAGAGCGCAAGUCGUGAUCCUUUACGAUACGCGACGCGACACAAUGCAUUGUCAUCUGCCCUUCUAUAUCUGAUCUCGUUGCAGACGAUCAACUCACGCUGAGCACUGCUCCUGGGAGUACGGGCGAUACAUAUCAUCAGUAUAUAUACCACACUUGCGCACUAUCGACCGACUAGGGGCACACGACUUGAGCGUCCCUAUGCCUUACCACGUUCUGCUCAAGCUGUCUGUGCAUCGGCACGUUUUUAAGGACAGCGUAGUCGUCCGAUCGUUGCUCAGCAACUCAUUAUCGUUAUUGCCAUCGCGAGCCAGAAG